Molecule: messenger RNA, 1399 nt
Organism: Girardinichthys multiradiatus
Lineage: Eukaryota; Metazoa; Chordata; Actinopteri; Cyprinodontiformes; Goodeidae
Product: O-sialoglycoprotein endopeptidase
Exons: 12
Coding region: 127-1134 (335 amino acids)
Biological process (GO): tRNA threonylcarbamoyladenosine modification
Cellular component (GO): EKC/KEOPS complex; cytoplasm
Source: RefSeq, a predicted model, not a curated record
GAGUUUCCCAGCUCCUAAUGUUUGGGUCCUUUAGCUGUCUAUGGAGCAGCUCAGGAGUUCAAAACUGCAGCUGUGGAAAUGAACGCGGAGUGAGAGCAACAAAAAGAAACUUAAAAACUCGCUGCCAUGACUGUUGUGAUUGGAUUCGAAGGAAGUGCCAACAAAAUUGGCAUCGGUAUCAUAAGGGAUGGUGAAGUGCUGUCCAACCCAAGACGGACAUACAUUACACCACCCGGCCAAGGGUUCAUGCCGAGUGACACAGCCAGGCAUCAUCGCGCAGUCAUACUGACUGUCCUGAAGGAGGCGCUGGAGCAAGCACAGUUGAAGCCCGCAGACAUCGACUGCGUGGCGUACACUAAAGGCCCAGGUAUGGGUGCCCCUCUGGUCACAGUAGCCAUCGUCGCUCGCACAGUCGCACAGCUGUGGGGGAAGCCCCUCCUCGGAGUCAACCACUGUAUCGGACACAUUGAGAUGGGGCGACUCAUAACCAAGGCCUACAACCCCACUGUUCUUUACGUUAGCGGGGGCAACACCCAGGUUAUUGCAUACUUAGAGCGGCGGUACAGAAUUUUUGGGGAGACUAUUGACAUCGCAGUCGGCAAUUGUUUGGACAGGUUCGCCAGAGUUAUCAAGAUUUCCAAUGAUCCAAGUCCAGGAUACAACAUAGAGCAGAUGGCUAAAAAAGGAACACGAUAUGUGGAGCUGCCAUACACAGUAAAGGGAAUGGAUGUGUCUUUUUCAGGGAUUUUGUCCUUUAUUGAGGAAGCUGCUAAUAAAAUGCUGAGGUCCGGUCAGUGCACAGCAGAGGACCUGUGUUUCUCCCUUCAGGAAACCGUGUUUGCCAUGCUUGUGGAGAUCACAGAGAGGGCCAUGGCUCACUGUGGCUCUCAAGAGGUCCUUGUUGUCGGGGGAGUUGGCUGUAACCUGCGCCUGCAGGAGAUGAUGGGGUUGAUGUGUAAGGAGAGAGGAGCCAAGCUGUAUGCCACAGAUGAGAGGUUCUGCAUAGACAACGGAGCAAUGAUCGCUCAGGCAGGUUGGGAGAUGUUCAGAACCAAUCAGGUCACAGAGCUGGAAGAUUCUUGGAUCACACAGAGGUACAGAACAGAUGAAGUGGAGGUGAUGUGGAGAGAUUGAGUGGACUGGAAUCAUUGGUUUUUCAGCCACCAGGCAGAGAGUCCCACCUGGCUCAGGAAGGGAAACCGAAAUCCUUUUUGUACACCUGUUUCAGGAUAACAUUCUAUAUUUUUGUAAGCAACCAUGGUUAUCCAAAAAGCACCACAACCAAUCAAAUGUUGUACCCCAACCUACAGGUGAGCUUGAAUAUAAUGUAUUGUCAAAGUGCUCAAACUUAAGUACCUGGACUCUGUAUGUUUAAAUAAAAACAACUCAAACUUUCAAA